GGCCCGGAUGACGCAUUUAGACCGGGCCGACAGUACGGAGUUGGGGGUAUAAAGUUCGCAGAGGGCCCCCUACUUCCGUCCCUUCAUUCCCAUCCACCACUUCGACCAUGUCCUUCGGAAAACGCGUCCCCCUCGGUAGCGAAUACACCAUUCCCCAGAUCGGACUGGGCACCUGGCUCUCCAAGCCCAAGGAAGUCGAAAACGCCGUCGAGUACGCAGUGAAGAACGGCUACCGUCACCUCGAUCUCGCGUACAUCUACGGCAACCAAGACGAAGUUGGGGCUGCGCUGAAGAAAGUGAUCCCUAGUGUCGUGAAACGAGAGGAUCUCUUCAUCACUUCCAAACUCUGGAACACCGCUCACAAGCCUGAGCUGGUAGAGAAAGAACUGGAUAUUACGUUGAAGGAGCUUGGGACGGAUUACUUGGAUUUGUACCUGGUCCACUGGCCAGUUGCAUUUGCACCCUCGGAUAAGGUUAGGGGAUUGGAGCCUCCCAGUCCAGAGGACCCGAAUUUCGUGGAACUUGACCUGGAAACCACCAUCGUCGAGACUUGGAAAGCAAUGAUCACGCUCCCAAAAUCCAAGGUCAGAGCCAUCGGCGUAUCCAAUUUCAAUAUAGAACAACUUGAGGGAAUCAUCAAGGCGACUGGGGUCGUUCCGGUUGCCAACCAGAUCGAGGCACACCCGUACCUACCCCAGGAUGACCUCGUCAAAUACUGCAACGAAAAGAAGAUACAUAUCACAGCCUACAGUCCCCUUGGUAACAACAUGUUCAACAAGCCAAAACUAACUGAACAUCCUGUCAUCACCGAAAUUUCCAACAAACUGGGUGCCACCCCGGCCCAAGUUUUGAUUGCGUGGGGCGUGUAUCGAGGAUACUCUGUCAUUCCCAAGAGUGUACAGGAAGAGAGGCUGGUCUCAAACUUCAAGCAGGUUGAACUCAGUAAGGAGGACUACGAAAAGAUUUCGACUCUUGGUGCGAAGGAGCACACGAGAUUCAACAUCCCCUACGCUUACUCUAAGCCCAACUGGAAUGUCAAUGUCUUCAACGAGCCUGAGGAGCAGUCGGCCAAGUACAAGCCAAACCUUGGGAUUUGAAUAGCGGUGAUGGAAAAGAAGGCAAAUAAUGUGAAUUAUGAUGUAUCCUAACUUGUAGUUGCUAACUUGGAUCCUUUCG
This is a messenger RNA of Desarmillaria tabescens, 1176 nucleotides long. RefSeq names its product NADP-dependent oxidoreductase domain-containing protein. Gene Ontology annotation, cellular component: cytosol. The coding region runs from base 108 to 1097 and encodes 329 amino acids. Gene Ontology annotation, molecular function: aldose reductase (NADPH) activity. The record is from RefSeq and is a predicted model, not a curated record. The transcript has 7 exons. Lineage: Eukaryota; Fungi; Basidiomycota; Agaricomycetes; Agaricales; Physalacriaceae.